Messenger RNA from Mandrillus leucophaeus (drill), 814 nucleotides. RefSeq names its product lysozyme (gene LYZ). The transcript has 4 exons. Bases 86 to 532 code for a protein of 148 amino acids. Gene Ontology annotation, biological process: defense response to Gram-positive bacterium; defense response to Gram-negative bacterium. Lineage: Eukaryota; Metazoa; Chordata; Mammalia; Primates; Cercopithecidae. The record is from RefSeq and is a predicted model, not a curated record. Gene Ontology annotation, molecular function: lysozyme activity.
GUUAAAAGAUGUAAAUACUGGGACCAGCUCACCCUGCUCAGCCUGACCUAGCAGUCUGACCUAGCAGUCUGACCUAGCAGUCAACAUGAAGGCUGUCAUUAUUCUGGGGCUUGUCCUCCUUUCUGUCACGGUCCAGGGCAAGAUCUUUGAAAGGUGUGAGUUGGCCAGAACUCUGAAAAGAUUGGGACUGGAUGGCUACAGGGGAAUCAGCCUAGCAAACUGGGUGUGUUUGGCCAAAUGGGAGAGUGAUUAUAACACACAAGCUACAAACUACAAUCCUGGAGACCAAAGCACUGAUUAUGGGAUAUUUCAGAUCAAUAGCCACUACUGGUGUAAUAAUGGCAAAACCCCAGGAGCAGUUAAUGCCUGUCAUAUAUCCUGCAAUGCUUUGCUGCAAGAUAACAUCGCUGAUGCUGUAACUUGUGCAAAGAGGGUUGUCAGUGAUCCACAAGGCAUUAGAGCAUGGGUGGCAUGGAGAAAUCACUGUCAAAACAGAGAUGUCAGUCAGUAUGUUCAAGGUUGUGGAGUGUAAUUGCAGAAUUUUCCUUCUUCAGCUCAUUUUGUCUCUUUCUCACAUUAAGGGAGUAGUAAUUAAGUGAAAGAUCACACUACCAUUAUUUCCCCUUCAAAGAAAUAAUAUUUUUACAGAAGCAGGAGCAAAAUAUGGCCUUUCUUCUAAGAGACAUAAUGUUCACUAAUGUGGUUAUUUUAUAUUAAGCCUACAACAGUUUUCAGUUUGCAAAUAGAGCUAAUACUGGUGCAAAUUUAUCUAAAACCUUGGUUAUCAAAUACAUCUCCAGUACAUUCGGUUCUU